This is a messenger RNA of Malaclemys terrapin pileata, 2101 nucleotides long. RefSeq names its product ankyrin repeat domain-containing protein SOWAHA-like. The record is from RefSeq and is a predicted model, not a curated record. Gene Ontology annotation, molecular function: RNA polymerase II cis-regulatory region sequence-specific DNA binding; DNA-binding transcription factor activity, RNA polymerase II-specific; protein binding. Gene Ontology annotation, cellular component: nucleus. NCBI's taxonomy places the organism in Eukaryota, Metazoa, Chordata, Testudines, Emydidae. Bases 530 to 1897 code for a protein of 455 amino acids. The transcript is spliced from 6 exons. Gene Ontology annotation, biological process: regulation of transcription by RNA polymerase II; neuron differentiation; cell development.
CUAAGGUGCCACAAGUACUCCUGUUCUUCUUUUUGCGGAUACAGACUAACACGGCUGUUACUCUGAAACUUGUCAAACUCCUGAGAAAUCCCAGCCCCUCCUGCAGCUAAUGAACUCACUGCCCCACACCUGCCUGUCCCCUCCCCGCCCUCUUGCCCACCCCCCCAUCUACAGGCUCUGAUUUCCUGCUCUCUCUCUCUUCCCCGUUGCUGACCUGCUGGGCUCUGGUUCCGGUGCGGCUCAGGGGGUAAGUCGGGGCAGGUGGACCUUGCUGCUCCCACAGAGGCUCGGGGCGGGGGGUGUUGGGGUUGCUGCAGGUUGGUUGAGCCCUGGUCCCUGGUGGGAGCCCCGAUGCCCAGCAGGGAGCCCAGAGGGUCUGGAUGGGAGCUCAGCCCAGCCCUGAGGGCAGUAGCAGAGCAGUCCAGCCAGCAGCCCAGUUUGUAGGGAGAAGGGGGCCCGAGGCCCGAAGAACAGCUCCCUCCAGGGGUUUCCAAAUCCAGAUGUUUGGUGGCUGAGUUUCCUGCCCCAAAUGGAAGGUUUUAGCUGCCCUCCCCCUCGCUGGACCAACACCGCGCUGGCUCCGGGGGCCCCAUGCGAUGCUUCUAACAUGUCUCCUUCUCUGCCCCGUCCCUGUCGCCCAUCCCUACUGGCGCCGUCUCCUGCCUCCGCUGCCCGUCCCUGCUGUCACCGGCGCCCAUCUCCGCUGCCCGUCCCUGUCGCCCGUCCCUGCUGGCACCGGCACUCAUCUCCGCUGCCCGUCCCCGCUGCCCGUCUCCGCUGCCCGUCCCUGUCGCCCGUCCCUGCUGGCGCCGUCUCCGCUGCCCGUCCCUGCUGGCGCCGUCUCCUGCCUCCGCUGCCCGUCCCUGCUGGCACCGGCACUCAUCUCCGCUGCCCGUCCCUGCUGGCACCGUCUCCCGUCCCCGCUGGCGCCGGCGCCCAUCUCGGCUGGGAGCAGUUUACAGCGCUGCACUGGGCGGCCAAGCACGGCAAGGAGGACUUGGUCUCGCUGCUGGUGGCUGCUGGAGCCGAUGUGAACACGCGCUCGCUCCCCAUGCUCGGACCCAGCACGGCUACACCCCACUACACAUUGCUGCUCUGCAUGGACACCACCAGGUCAUGGACCUGCUCGUCCGCAGCUACGGUGCCAAGCAGAACGUGCGGGAUCACAGUGGGCACCUGGCCAGACACUACCUGGGAGCAGAGAAGCCGCUGGACAGAGUUGCCACGCUGCCCCGUGACGGCUGUUUACAACCUCCAGCCCCUGCUCCUGCCCGGCCCCGUGCUGUGUGCCCCCUGCUUCGGCCAGGGCCUGCCCGCGGAGCUGUCCCGAGCCAGGGCGGCCACCUCCCGGGAGAGCACCAGCGCCCUGAAGGCCUGGCUGGGCCAGCACUUGAGGAACCCCUACCCCAGCAAGGGCGAGAAAGUCAUGCUAGCCAUCAUCAGCAAGAUGAGCCUCCCCCAGGUCUCCACGUGGUUCGCCAACGCCCGCCGGCGCCUCAGGAAGGAGAAGCGUCUGCGUUGGGCCCCCCGCAGCAAGUGGGACAGAGAUGCCAGCGAGGGCGAGGCGGAGUGCGAGCAACAGCAGGGCGAGGGGCCGGGUGGCAGCCCCAAGGGGGUCAGCCCUGGCCCCUGUCUGGAGUCAGAGCACCAGCGGCCAAGCCCCAAGCCCAACGCUGCUGGGCUGACACCGGAGACGCAGCCCCAGCAGCCCAAGCGCUGGUGUCUGGCUGAGACCGCGACAUGCCCCCGGCAGGAGCAGAGCUCCUGCCUGCGGCUGGAGGUGGCACCCCCCGGCUGGGGCCUUGGGGCGCCAGGGGGAGCCACGUACGUCCUAUCCCCACAGCUCAGCCUGGCCCUUCCCUGGCGCACCGAGAGCCACCGGACGCCCCCGCUGUGACGGCAGGGCCCAGGCAGCAACGGGCCUGGGACUCACAGCGGGGAGCGGGGGGCUCUGCCCACGGGGACCAGGCUGUGGAGAGGCCCUCCCAGGUGUUAGAUUUGGGGGAGGCUCUAGGGUAAAGAGUGAGUCUGUGGGGCAACAAGGGCCUGGGGGCUGGUUCCUUGCGUGGCUCCCAGAAGCCAAUAAGAUAUGUCGGGGGAG